Molecule: messenger RNA, 792 nt
Organism: Corapipo altera (White-ruffed manakin)
Lineage: Eukaryota; Metazoa; Chordata; Aves; Passeriformes; Pipridae
Gene: AK1
Product: adenylate kinase 1
Exons: 7
Coding region: 52-627 (191 amino acids)
Biological process (GO): nucleoside triphosphate biosynthetic process
Cellular component (GO): cytoplasm; cytosol
Molecular function (GO): ATP binding; AMP kinase activity
Source: RefSeq, a predicted model, not a curated record
GGGCGGCGGCGGGUCCAGCCUUAAGUGCUUCUGUGCCUGGAACACGGCAGAAUGUCAACAGAAAAGCUCAAGCAGCACAAAAUCAUCUUCGUGGUGGGUGGCCCUGGCUCGGGGAAGGGGACGCAGUGUGAGAAGAUUGUGCAGAAGUAUGGCUACACCCACCUCUCCACGGGGGACCUGCUGCGGGCCGAGGUCAGCUCGGGCUCGGAGCGGGGCAAGAAGCUGCAGGCCAUCAUGGAGAAGGGAGAGCUGGUGCCCCUGGACACAGUGCUGGACAUGCUCCGGGACGCCAUGGUGGCCAAAGCAGACGUGUCCAAGGGCUUCCUUAUCGAUGGAUACCCCCGCGAGGUGAAGCAGGGAGAGGAGUUUGAGAAGAAGAUUGCCCCCCCCCACGCUGCUGCUCUAUGUGGAUGCGGGGAAGGACACGAUGGUGAAACGGCUGCUGAAGCGAGGCGAGACCAGUGGGAGGGUGGACGACAACGAGGAGACCAUCAAGAAGCGUUUGGAGACCUACUACAAGGCCACAGAGCCCGUCAUUGCCUUCUACAAGAGCAGAGGCAUCGUCCGCCAGCUCAACGCCGAGGGCUCCGUGGAGGAGGUUUUCCAGCAGGUCUGCACCCACCUUGACUGCCUGUAACCGAACCCCCGGCCCCACUCCCCCCAGUGCACUCCAGCAGAGACAGCGGAAGCGGCUUUAUCCUGUUUUCGUGGACGGAGCCAUGCGGAGGAAAUUUCAAGGACAUUGUGUUUGGCUCUUUCCCGUCUCUCCCCAGUAAAGUUCACUUUAAUGAA